This is a messenger RNA of Oryzias latipes (Japanese medaka), 3493 nucleotides long. RefSeq names its product wingless-type MMTV integration site family, member 3A (gene wnt3a). Gene Ontology annotation, biological process: canonical Wnt signaling pathway; neuron differentiation; multicellular organism development. NCBI's taxonomy places the organism in Eukaryota, Metazoa, Chordata, Actinopteri, Beloniformes, Adrianichthyidae. Gene Ontology annotation, molecular function: cytokine activity; frizzled binding. Gene Ontology annotation, cellular component: extracellular region. The record is from RefSeq and is a predicted model, not a curated record.
UGGGUCCUAAAAGCUGCAGCUUUUUAACUUUUAAUAUUUGCGUCCUGACGCGUGCCACGAGCAGCCGCCACGGACUGAGACUCCCUGAUAUAGUUGGAGGACAGAAAUCCAAAACCAUCAUCGCAGAUUUUUUUUUUCCUCUCUUAUCGUUCAGGUUUGUGUGCGCGAAUGAGCGCGCAUGUUCUGCUGGAGAGGUUUUUCACGAAAUGUUAAGGAUGAUAUCCCUGGGAUGUUUCCUGCUGCUGUUUGGGCUGACGCAUGUCAUGGCAAGUUAUCCCAUCUGGUGGUCGCUGGCAGUGGGACACCAGUACUCAUCAAUGGGUACUCAACCUAUUCUUUGUGGGAGCAUACCAGGUCUGGUGCCCAAGCAGCUGCGUUUCUGCCGGAACUACGUGGAGAUCAUGCCCAGCGUGGCCGAAGGGGUGAAGAUCGGCAUCCAGGAGUGCCAGCACCAGUUCAGAGGCCGACGCUGGAACUGUACCACCCUCAACAACAACCUGGCCAUCUUUGGGCCCGUGUUAGAUAAAGCCACACGAGAGUCAGCUUUCGUUCAUGCCAUCGCCUCGGCGGGAGUGGCCUUCGCUGUGACCCGCGCCUGUGCAGACGGUUCGGCCACCAUAUGUGGAUGUGACACGCGACACAAGGGACCCCCUGGCGAAGGUUGGAAGUGGGGCGGCUGCAGCGAGGACGUGGAUUUCGGGAGCAUGGUGUCGCGGGAGUUUGCAGACGCGAGGGAGAACCGCCCAGACGCCCGCUCAGCGAUGAACCGCCACAACAACGAGGCGGGAAGAACUUCCCUCAACAGCAACAUGUUUCUGAGGUGUAAGUGCCACGGGCUCUCCGGCAGCUGCGAAGUGAAGACGUGCUGGUGGUCGCAGCCCGACUUCAGAGUCAUCGGUGACUACAUGAAAGACAAGUACGAUAGCGCCUCUGAGAUGGUGGUGGAAAAACACCGGGAGUCCCGGGGAUGGGUGGAGACCUUGAGACCCAAGUACAACAACUUCAAACCACCCACGGAGCGUGACCUGGUUUACUAUGAAAGCUCUCCUAAUUUCUGUGAACCCAACCCAGAGACCGGCUCCUUCGGCACUCGGGAUCGCAUCUGCAACCUGACGUCCCACGGCAUAGACGGGUGUGACCUGCUGUGCUGCGGCAGAGGCCACAACACUCGGACUGAGAAGAGGAAGGAGAAGUGUCACUGCAUUUUCCACUGGUGCUGCUAUGUCAGCUGUCAGGAGUGUGUAAGAAUCUAUGAUGUCCACACCUGCAAGUAGAGAUGUAGAAAGGUCCUCCUCUCGCCAAAAGACUUCAGUGGACAGAAGAACACAUGCCGAUAACAAUCGGCAUGGAGCUGUGGACACACUGCUCUGUCUGCGCUGCGAUGCUUCAAAGAGCCAGUUUUGCAGGAAUCCACAGAUAAACAUUCUGAGUGUCCGAAAACGUCAUUCUACGAACUUUGACGAACAUAUGAAAUAAAGUUCAUGUGUUGACAAAGGAAAGAAGAACUGCUAGCUAGUUAACCAACACCAUAUUGGUGAUUCUUUAAUUUCCUCAAUUAGUACGUAGAUCUGUUGAGAAUAGAAAAGCACUGCUGAUCUUUUCAAGUCUGUGAAGAAACAAGAAAGGCAAGAUUUUGGUUUUAAAAAAAAAAUUCUUCUCCUGGUAAACUUGCCGCAGAAAGAUUUAGGAACAGCAUGCACCCUCCUGAACACCGGUUUCCACCUAUCUUGAAACUAACAUGAACGUUGUGCAUGUGUUUUCAUAGAGUUCAGUUCAUAGUGUAACUGAUGUUUGUGUAAGAAUGCACAUGCAUUUGAGGGAAUGUUUGCUAUGACGCGUUUACAUGUUCUCACAUUCUUAAGCUAACAGGUUAAAAUCUGCUUUAAAUGACUAACUUUAUUUAAGAGUUGACAUGAGCCAUGUCUGCUGCAGAAAACAAAAAAAAACAGCAAUACUGAGAGAGGAACAACACACCGUCUGCACAGUCCCCAACACCAGAGAGCAUCGACACUUUGAGCAUCAUGGAGACUUCCAAAAACAGGAAAAAUAUCCGACUGUGUCGCGGUCAGAGAGCUGGAGCUGCGCGUCGGGGGUCAGCACUCAAGUCCUGCUGACUAAUGUGAAGCACGUCUUCCAUGUUUUGAGCAGUAUUAGCAAUAGCGUGUUGAAAAAUGUUAUUUAAAAAUGAAUUGCUAUGUUUUUUGUUUGUUUAAUUGUAUUUUAAUAACUAAUGACAUAGAGAUGUACCCCCAUUAAACUGCAUGUAAAACUGUGUAAGAAAAGCUCUCUUUAUAACACAGAUUACAAAACGUUGUGUCAGUAACUUUCAAUUCGAUCAUUUUACUCUCAAAACAAAUCUGUGCAGCAUCAGUGAAACUCUCCCCUUCUGAUAAUGCUGCUAAAAUGAUGUCUUUUUAGGCUCUGUACUUGUCUUUUUGUGCUAUGUGUGUAUAUAUAUAUAUAUAUAUAUAUAUAUAUAUAUAUAUAUAUAUAUAUAUAUAUAAACUCUCUGCAUGCCUCAAUUCUUUCUGUGAAAGAAGUAUCUUAAUGUAGUUUGAUAAAAAUGUGAAGUUUGACUAAUUAUUUUCAUUUAACCAAAUUGAGCAAAAUAAGGGUUUGAAAUCUUCAUGUGGUUUGUAAUAGAAAACAUUGUGACAACCUGAUGACUCAGAGGAACAAAACACAGCAUUGUUGGGCAGAAAAUGUCCAAAGAAAGCUUUAUUAUUAAAUUUAAAAAAAACACACACACUAUGACAAGACAGUGGGUGAAAUGAGUUUUCAGUCAUUCUUGUAAUAAAAAGUAUUGUUUUGGGUUCUUUUUUGUGUUAAGUUCGUUCCAGCUUUGUUUUGUUUUCCUCUUGAGAAAUUCACAUUCGAGUUUUACCUUAAAUUUAGGAAUAAAUGGAAGAUGAUAUUUAUUUAUUUGGAGAAACUGAAAACUGCGACAUUUUGGCAUAACGUGCAUAUCAAUGGCCUCUCCCCUGUGGAGGGAUGCAUAAUGUUUUCAUUUUUAUCUGUUUACAGUUUGUUGCAGUAAUAUACCCAUAGCUGUACAUCAUGACUGAAAAUAUUAAUAAACAGCCACAAGACUAAAAAAAUACUCAUCAGUACCAGAUCUUUUAUGCUACUAUACACUUUACAUGUGAGUGACUGCUUGUGUGGACAAUGUGUUUCUAUCUUUUAAAUCCAAAGUUUUGUACAAACUAGUUGUAGCGUUUUUAUAAAUUUCUAAAAUUUAAUGUUUUUUUUAUGAUUAUUUAUUUUAUGGUGUGUAAAUAUUAGUGAGUGAAAGUAUAUAUUUGCAGAGAUAAACAUUUUUUCUGGAACAGUGUUGUAACACUGUAGGUUUUUCUUUUUUUAUCAUCAUUGUUUUGGUAUUUUCUUACACAGACUUCACACCGGCAUUGCUUGCCCCUGUUAUAGAUUUCUAUCAGUUAACAACUUCUGUAACAUGAAAAUAAAGCAAUAAAAGAAGUGUUUUAAAAAAAUGUCA